AUGGCGACUCGAUCUUUAACACGCAGCUGUUCACAGUUGUCUUCAUCUCAUUCCCCUUCUGCGGCUCGACAUUUCCUCCAACUCGCACCCCGCAGGCUCUUUGGCAGCUCCGCACAUCCAGUCCUAGACUUCUUACUUCCGCCUCCCUCCACAACCCUCUACCACGGCUUAGCCAACAAGACCUCCUUAGUACGAUAUCCAUCUCAGAAGUAUGUCUCAAGACGAGCGUUUACAUCCACUGCGCUGCGCCGCCAAACGACUGCAAUAUUCAACCCCCGAGAUGACGAUGAUGGGAAUCCGAUGAAUAUCCAGAUUACACCUAGAGCAGCCAAUAGAUUAAAACAAAUCAUGUCCAAAGAUUCGAACCCGAAUCUUGCGCUGCGAAUCCAGGUCGAAAGCGGCGGCUGCCACGGCUUCCAAUACAACAUGUCACUUACUACACUUCCUCCUCUGGGCGCCGCGAGUAAUCCUGGCUCCCACAAGGUUGAAGAAGAGGGUUCUCCCGCAUUAAACACUUCCUCGAGUAAUGCCAAUGCGAUGUCUCCCGGAAUGGCGGGAGUCGUGCAGGAGGAAUCUUCGCCGGCGUUGAAUACUUCCUCUACCGAUGCGAAUGCAAUGGGGUCUACAUCAGAGAGCGGGAAAGAAGCUGUGGAAGUGGGGAAGUUGGAUGAAGAUGAUACGGUGUUUGUGGCGGGUGAUGGGUCCGGAGCGAAGGUGGUUAUGGAUGGACCGAGUUUAGAGCUACUGAAGGGAAGUAUGGUGGACUUUACGAUGGAGUUGAUCGGGAGCCAGUUUAAGAUUGCUGAGAAUCCGCUGGCUAGUAGUAGUUGCGGGUGUGGGACGAGCUUUGAUAUUAAGGCUUAA
Molecule: messenger RNA, 864 nt
Organism: Venustampulla echinocandica
Lineage: Eukaryota; Fungi; Ascomycota; Leotiomycetes; Helotiales; Pleuroascaceae
Exons: 2
Coding region: 1-864 (287 amino acids)
Biological process (GO): iron-sulfur cluster assembly
Cellular component (GO): mitochondrion
Molecular function (GO): 4 iron, 4 sulfur cluster binding; iron ion binding; 2 iron, 2 sulfur cluster binding
Source: RefSeq, a predicted model, not a curated record